GGCUUUUAAAAUUUCGCCGGAUUUGCUUCACCUGGUAACGGGUCACUGGUAACCGAGCGAAUCACCCUCUCUCUGACUUAGUGAUUGGCGUUUCUCUCUCUGUCUUCUUCUCGCUAAGCUAAUCGCAUUGGAAUAAGCUUGGCAAUGGAUUCAUAUACGCUGAAGUCUGUGUCAGAUUUGCCGGCACCAUUUCGUUCAAUUUUUAAUUUCAGGUACUUUAAUUCACUGCAAAGUGAAUGCUUUCCUGUCUGUUUCCAUUCCAAUGUAAAUAUGGUUAUCUCAGCACCAACUGGAAGUGGUAAAACAGUGCUCUUUGAGCUUUGUAUACUGAGGCUUCUCUCAAGGUUCAUAUCAGAAGGGAGGUUUAUCCACAUCAAGGGAACUCUCAAAACGAUCUACAUAGCGCCAUCUAAGGCUUUAGUACAGGAGAAGCUCCGUGACUGGAAUCAGAAAUUUGGAUCAUUGGGGAUAAAUUGCCUGGAGUUGACAGGGGAUAAUGAAUUUUACAGCAUAAGGACUGUGCAAGAAGCAGAUAUUAUUCUAACUACUCCUGAGAAAUUUGAUGCUGUGACUCGAUAUCGCAUAAAGGAUGGUGGCUUGGGCUUUUUCAGUGACAUUGCACUCCUACUUAUUGAUGAAGUUCACCUACUGAAUGAUCCACGUGGAGCGGCUUUGGAGGCAAUAGUUAGUAGAAUAAAAAUGCUUGCUCAUAACCCUGAAAUGAAAUCAAGUUCUCUAUCAUGUAUCCGUUUUCUUGCAGUUUCAGCCACAAUUCCAAAUAUUGAGGACAUUGCUGAAUGGCUUAGUGUACCAGCCCAAGGAAUUAAAAGGUUUGGAGAAGAAAUGAGGCCUGUAAAGUUAACAACUAAAGUUUUUGGAUACACCCCAGCAAAGAAUGAUUUUCUAUUUGAAAAGCGCCUUCAAAACUAUAUAUUUGAUAUUCUGAUGCAAUAUUCAAGAGGGAAAUCUGCUCUUGUUUUUUGUUCAACUCGAAAAGGAGCACAAGAAGCAGCACAGAGACUAUCUCAGACAGUAAUGACCUUUGGCUAUUCAAAUCCAUUCAUUAAAGACAAAGAACAGCAGGAAAGGUUAAGGGAAGCUUCACUAUCAUGCAGUGAUAAACAAAUGCAAUCUUAUAUCCUUUAUGGUGUUGGUUAUCACAAUGGUGGGCUUUGCUUGAAGGAUCGCAACCUUGUUGAGGGUCUCUUUCUCAGGGGUGACAUUCAAAUUCUGUGCGCAACAAACACCCUUGCACAUGGAAUCAACUUACCAGCACACACAGUGGUCAUAAAAUCAACACAGCACUUUAACAAGGAAAAAGGUCUUUACAUGGAAUAUGACCGAUCUACAAUACUGCAGAUGUGUGGGAGGGCUGGUCGACCUCCAUUCGACGACACAGGAAUGGUUAUAAUAAUGACAAGAAGAGAAACAGUCCAUCUGUACGAGAAUCUCUUAAAUGGAUGUGAAUUGGUGGAAUCACAAUUGCUCUCAUGUGUGACGGAGCACUUGACUGCAGAGAUAGUUCAGUUGACUGUUUCUGAUAUUGCGAGGGCAAUUGAAUGGAUGAAGUGCUCAUAUUUAUAUGUGAGGAUGAAAAAGAAUCCUGAGAAAUAUGCAGUGCGAAAAGGGAUUUCUAGAGACCGCAUAGAGAAGCAUGUUCAAGAGAUUUCUGUUCAGAAAGUUAACGAGUUAUCACACCAUCAAAUGAUCAAGACCGGAGAAGAUGGGUUCCUUCUUAAGCCACUAGAGCCCGGAAGAUUGAUGACCAAGUACUAUUUGAAGUUUGAUACGAUGAAACACAUUAUGCAGACCCCAGAUAACUGCAGGUUGGAAGAUGCACUUAACGUUAUAUGCCGUGCAGAGGAAAUUGCUUGGAUACAACUCAGGCGCACUGAGAAGAAGCUUCUAAAUGACAUCAACAUUGAUAAAGAUGGCCGGCUUCGCUUUCAUGUAAACGGUGAUAAGGGGAAACGGAAAAAGCGUAUUCAAACUAGAGAAGAGAAGAUAUUUGUUCUGGCAAAUGACUGCCUGACUGGGGAUCCCUCGGUGCAUGAUUUAUCCCUAACUCAGGACAUGAAUUCUAUAUGCUCAAAUGGGUGUAGAAUCGCAAAGUGCAUGAAAGAGUUUUUUAUUUUCAAAAAGAAUUAUAAAGGAGCUGUGAACUCAACCAUUUUAGCCAAAUCAUUAUACCAGAAACUCUGGGAUGACAGUCCAUACUUGCUCAAGCAAUUGCCUGGCAUUGGAAUGGUGACAGCGAAGGCUCUGCAUUCAAUGGGAAUUAAGUCAUUUGAUGAACUAGCUGAAGCUGAUCCAAGGAGAAUUGAGAUAGUUACUGGCCGAAAAUUCCCAUUUGGGAACCACAUCAAGGAUUCUUUGCUGUCAUUACCUCCAAAAGUCAGCAUCAGCAUUGAGGAAACUGUUUGCCAGAGGCAAGGGAAAUCCAAGCUAGUAGUGACAUUCGCUAGGUUAUCACAAUCCAUCCAAUCAGGGAAACGACAUUAUGCUGAUAUGAUUAUUGGUACAGAAGAAGAAAACCUGAUUCACUUUCAUGAGAAAAUAAGCAGAGUUGAUGAAUUCACCAGCCCCUAUAGCACAACGGUUCUCCUAUCAAUUCCCAAAGGAAGCAAGCUGACUGUCAAGGCUGAACUUAUUUUUGAAGAAUACAUUGGUCUUGAUAUCCACAAAAAUCUUGUACUGUUGAAGGAUAACAAUUCAGAUAUGAAUUACAAACGUAGGCAGAAGCGGCCUUCUCUUUUUCCUCCACCUGCAGAAAUUUGUUUAAUAGAAGAUGACAAUGAAACCAUAUCUUAUGCUUCAGCUGAAAAGCUUUGCAAUUUGACGAAAUCUAAAACAGAAAACAGUUCAAUGCCCACUUUCAAACUCAUAGAUGAAGAAUUGGAAGAAGGUGAGCAUGCUGUUGAAAUAAAAAAGGAAAGUCAUAAAGUCAUAACUGAACAAGCAAUAUUCGACCACAUACGUGAAAAGGCCAAGAACUUCCCUCUCUUGACUCCUGCAAAAACUUCCUCUUCUACAUCGUCAGAGGCCUUGAUUUCCACAAGAAAGCAUUCUUAUGAGAAGGACCUUGAUCUUGACACCGAGCUGAUUGUUAUAGAAGAGAUAGAAGGAAGCAAAAUUCCACAGCAGAUUGUCCCAAAUCCAAGUUCGGAAAUCAGAGAAGUAGAACAGAAUUUGUUUAAUGUCAACAACCAUCUGACUCCAAAGCAGGGCUCCAUGUGUGGAAGUUUGGGUACCGUGAACUUCUUGGAUUACAAAGGUGGGCAUCCUUCCGAACCUGAGAAAAGCAUUCUCAAAUGUCUAACGGAAGAAACAAUAUUUGGUCACAUACGGGAAAGAGCCAAUAAUUUUCCAGUGUUAUCAAGGACUAUGCAAUCUGAGUCUCCAAUGUGGACAAAGGAACAGGCAACUGAGAAUCAGCCCGACUUUUGCAUUGCUGCUUCUAAUGCAUUAAUAGAAAUAAAGUCUGAUAAUAAGAUCAUGAGAGACGUUGUAAUCAUUUCAGAUUUGGAACCUGGAGGGGCAGUGAUGAAUGAAUGUAGUUCCAGGGCAGGGGCGAAGGGGAAAGAAAAUAAAUCUCCCCGAAGUCCAUAUGCAGCAUAUGAGAGUUUGAGCAUCUCUCCCAAAGUUCCGAGAAUCAACAAUAAUCCACCUUCAAUGGAAAUUUUAUCUUUUGAUAUUUCCAUGAUAAAGGAUAACACUGGAUCAGUGGGCUCAGCAAGCUCCCUGGAGUAUAACAGGAAGCAUCAGCAUCAGCAUUGUUCUCCUAAUGGAUCAAAAAGGCAAUGCUGCUCAACGGCAAUGGCAGACAAAACUAGGGAAGUAGAUACAUUUCAUGGAUUUGAAAGUGUUUUUUCAUUUCUCUGAUUUCUCUCUCUGCAAUAUGAGUAGUUGAAUAAAGGUGUCCCGAUCUAAAAUUUGAUUCUUCUGCUUUAGUUUCUUGUUCCAGGUUAUAAAUUCUUUUGUUUACUGGAAGCUUGGCAAGAGGCAAGUCCUAGGAAAUAUAAUGCACUAUGUGGAAGGAAUAUCAGAGGAGUACAUAAAUGAAAUGGACUCUUCUGAUCGCUUCUUCUUUGGUUAAUUGAGCUUUGACUAUGAUUUUAA
Molecule: messenger RNA, 4119 nt
Organism: Manihot esculenta (cassava)
Lineage: Eukaryota; Viridiplantae; Streptophyta; Magnoliopsida; Malpighiales; Euphorbiaceae
Product: DExH-box ATP-dependent RNA helicase DExH17
Exons: 28
Coding region: 145-3882 (1245 amino acids)
Molecular function (GO): nucleic acid binding; ATP binding
Source: RefSeq, a predicted model, not a curated record